AUGGUCCGCGACCGAUUGUCGACCUACCUCGAAAUACAGAACACCUUCGCAGACACUAUGUACGGCUUCCGCCCACACCGGUCCGCACAAGAUGUUCUGCUCCAACUCCAUCGGGAGAUCCUGGCUCCGGUCGAACACCCCAGCGACGAUAAGGUAGUUCUUGCCUUGGACUUAAAGGGGGCGUUUGACAACGUGACCCACGAGAUCAUCCUUACACACCUGUCCCAAACAGACUGUGGAUACAACACAUUUCGAUACAUCCGACAAUUCCUGACGGAUCGGCAAUCCUACAUUCGUCUGCAACACUCAGAACAUGGCCCGUACCAGUUUGUUACGCGAGGGAUGCCACAGGAAGCGGUUCUCUCACCACUCCUCUUCAACUUGGCCAUGGUCAGGCUCCCUACCCUACUGAGUGCGGUCCCCGGCGUGCAGCACGCUCUGUACGCCGACGACAUCACUCUGUGGGCAACACAUGGUUCGGUAGGAGACAUCGAGACCAGCCUGCAGCAAGCGGCGUCUAUUGUGGACGAAUACGCACGCCACUGCGGUCUUGAAUGCUCCCCGAGCAAAUCGGAAUUCGUGCAUCUUCGGCCCAAUCCGAAAUGCACAGCCAAAAUCGCCCUCUCCCUGCUUAGCGGUCCAAUCCCCGAACACGAGGAGAUACGAGUAUUGGGACUCUUUAUUCACCGGAACCGCAAGAUUGAUACAACUCUCCAAAAGCUCCGCAAGGUGGGGGACCAAGUACGACCCCUCCCCAGCAACAUGACCAAGGAUGCCCACGAUGGCCGCCGCCUCGCGCGUGCGGCGUCUAUUUCCGAGCGAUACGGCACCCGGCCGGGGGUAUUCUACACCGAUGCAGCUGGACCGCACCACGGGGGCUGGUAUACGGCAGCUGUCAUCCAACAAAAUGAACCAGUACAGGGCCUCACUUUCCGUGCCCCUAACAUAACACACGCGGAGGAAGUCGCCAUCAAGCUAGCCGCCGCGGAUCCAGCAAUUCCCGAGUCAUCAUCACCGACUCUAGGGAAGCCUGUCGCAACCUGCAGCAGGGACGCAUUCCGUAUCGUGCCUUUAAAAUUCUUCACAGAUGUGAGUACCAGGGUUACGCGACCCGGCGAACCGUCAUCUGGGCCCCAGCACAUGCGGGAAUCGAGGGAAAUAAGGUAG
This is a messenger RNA of Dermacentor silvarum, 1167 nucleotides long. RefSeq lists its product as uncharacterized. The record is from RefSeq and is a predicted model, not a curated record. Bases 1 to 1167 code for a protein of 388 amino acids. NCBI's taxonomy places the organism in Eukaryota, Metazoa, Arthropoda, Arachnida, Ixodida, Ixodidae. The transcript has 2 exons.